AUCCCAGCCACGUGGGAGGCUGAGGCAGCUGAGGCUAUUGGCUUCAUCUGUGUUAUUUUGGAAUUUACAAACUGUUUCCUCCUUUGCGAUUCUGUACUAGCUGUUUCCUACUUUGGGGAGAGCCCUUCUCCCAGACCUCCACGUGCUGGACUCCUUGCCUUGACACGGGCCUCUGCUGCACCAUAGACCCUUCUGAAGGGAGGACUUCCCCAACACCAUCUCCAUCACUUCAUCAUAAUUGCUUUCAGGGUUCUCACCAACCUGAAAUCAUCCUUCAGAAGUUUCUAUUUAUUUGACACUAGAAUGACUGUAAACUCUAGGAGGGUCUGUCUUCUGUACAGCUGCAUUUCCAGCACUUAGAAUGUCACCUGGAACACAGUGGGAACUGUAUAAAUAUUUGAUGAGGGACUGAGCGAACUAAUGAACGGAGCUCAAGGGAGAGAUUAAGCCCAGUACUGCAGGAAACCAAGUGCUUUAAGGACCUCUCUCUAGUCUCCCUGGCUGCUUCUUCCAUUUCUGGAAGUUCAUUUUAUCCCAACAAUAGCAGUCUACUACAGAAAUGCUGCUAUAUAUUCCCAAGCCUCACGGAGCGGAAAUAUGAGAACUUAAGGGCCUGAAAAGUAUAAAGAUCUUGGUGGAGCCCGAAACCCCCACCCCAACCUAAUACUGAGUUUUGCAAAGUUUAAUUGUUGCUUGUGAAUAUAUUUCUGUUUCAUUCUCAUUGGGAAACCUUAUCUGUGGGUUAUGGCCAAUGGGAAAUCAUCAGACAUUUAGACAUCAGACAUCAGGCAUCAUGUAAAAUACACAUUUGUAUAUGAAAUCUUUAAUCCAAAUUGUUGCCCUGCUACCCUUCUGAGUAGCCGUCAUAUCCUAGUCUGAGGGCCAAAUAGAUUGAAGGUAAAAUUCAACCAAGCAGAAUUCUGUAAUGCCUUCUUCACACACAGAUUUGUUGCUUUUUGUCUGCUCUCAGAAUGAAGUAAUGAAUCUCUAGAGGAAGUUGAUUUACUUCAUAAAAAAAAAAACUGAAAAUAUAUUUCCUAUGGCCACUGACUAAUGCUAGAAAACAUUAAGAAUAUUCCCCAUUGCAAAAAUAUCUGCAAGUGGGAGAGAAUUAGACAAGCAGGGGGAUGGUGAUAAGCAUCUAUUACAUAUUAUACACCCUGUUAUGGAGGCUUUACCACUGCCAUCUCUGAAAAAUGGGCUUUACCUCCCUAUCUAAAUAUAUAUAAAAUAAAAUCACAGGAUAACUUUUACAUCAGAGCAGCACAACUGGCAAAAUUUAAAAGUCUGACAUUACCAAAUAUUGGUAAGAACAUGAAGCAAUGAAAUUAUUUUCCUCUAAAGGAUACAGUUAUGGCAAAAAAUUGGGGCUUUUCUAAUACAAUUGAGGAUGUACCUACCCAAUGAUUCUGCAAUUCCGUUCACUAAACGACCCCUGAAAUACUCGCAGAGAAGGACAUUACCAGGAAUCUUAGGAGCAGCAAUGUUUAUAAGAGCAAAACAUACAUGUGGUAAAACUUAAAUGUUCGAAGGAGAUGAAUACAUUUAAGGUUUUUUUUUUCAAGGUAAUUGAGAAUCUGCAGUAAAUGUUAUGGUUUCCUGUUAUUUUUAAUUGCUAAGUUUACAAUGCCUGGAAUCAGUUCUGCCUUCAAAGCCAAGUGUUCAUUUUCCAUGUAUCAGGAAACCCAUUUGGCACAGAGACCAUCCCAGGAAGUUAAGUUUCAGAUUCACAGAAUCAGUAGCAAAGUGCAAUGUCAGAAGUGUCCAGUGAGAGGCACUGCAGGGGACUGGGAUGACCUGUCUUAACUUCAUACAUUCUAGGGCAACUAUACCCAUUAGACUUGGCACAUAGUCCUCAGGCUAAGAAAGAAGAUAGGACACAAAUGCAUCUAUUCAUAAAGUGAAAAUGAAAAAAGAUAGCGUAAAAAAAAAGAUUUAGAAAUAACUUUCAACACUGCUUAUAGCAAUAGUUCUGAAUGCAAAUCAUAUCACUUUUAUAAAAAUAGUAACACCUUUGUUUUGUUUUGGAUGAGGACAUAAACCUGAAGAAUAUACAUAUAUAGAGGAACCUCGUUUACUGCUGAUGGUAGGGGAAAUAAAUAAUAAUCUCUAUUUAUAGCUUAAGAAAGAGGUCCUCAAAGAGUGGGAGCCGUAUGGGUCCCUGACAGAUCCUUCAAAAAGAUCUGUGAAAUCAAAACUAUGUUCAUCAUGAUAUUAAGACCUAUUCCUUUUUUAUUCUCAUUCUCUCAUUAGUGUAUGGUAGACCUUUUCAGAAACUAUAUGACAUAUUCUAUCAUGAGACUGAUUGCAGAAGCAAAUAUGAGAAUCCAGUCAUCUUCUAGUAAGCCAGACAUCAAAGAGAUCUGCAUCUAUGUAGAACAAUGUCACUUUUCUCAAUAAGCCUGUUUUAGAAAGUAGUUACUUUUCAUAAAUUGUAUGAUAUUUGUGUUAACACGUAAUGGGUUGUUACUUAAAUAAGAAAAUAAAAAUUUAAAAAUUCUCACUUUAAUUUCUAACAUAGUAAUAUUGACAGGCAUAACCUACAUAGACAAAAGCACGUUGGAAUCAUCAAUACUUUUUAAGAGCGUAGAAAUCUGCAAACCACUGACCUUCAGCUCAUCACAGGAAGUUUUGCUAUUAGCACAAUUAUUGCAUCUUUGCUCCUUUGGUUGCUUUUGUCUCACUGUCUCUGAUCUUUCAAAGACCAUCUGGAAGAGCUUGGCCAGUCAUCUAUUGAAUGGAGAUUACAUUUUGAAUCUUUUCCUACAUCUCAGUGCCCUGUGGGACGACUCUGGGGUGUCUCCAGAUGGCUAGGGCAACAGGUCCCUGUUGCCAUCACCUUAUGGGUAAGUUUUAGACAGGAACAGUCUUCAGGCUCUGAAGUACUUGAAGAGCACCAUGGGAUGCCUGCCUUACAGAAGUUAAUGAGCAUGAUUCAGGCAGAUUCAUAAUUCUCCGUAGAAGCCAUUUGGGAUGCCUUCCACUUCGGGGUCAUUCCACAUAGACCAAUGCAGAGCAUGCAGUAACUGCUCAAAUGGGAUUUGGAAAGGAACGAACAGUUCAUUUAGACGUUCAACUUGGAAUAGACUUAAGCAGACACUCCUGGCGAUGAAGGCCUUAGAUGCCAGAAAAUCAGGCUCAGAGACUUUCAAGCCACUUCCUAGAGUGAUGUCACAUUCCUUUCUACGCUCCACUGGGGAAGGCAGGUCUGCCCCGCCCACGGUGGCGGCGAAAUACCUAGGCAUGGAAGUGGCAUGACAGGGCUCAGGUCCCUGUCAUAUUUUCCACUCUCCACGAGGUCCUGCACGCUUCAAUCCUGCAGGCAGCCCGGUUUGGGGAUGUGGUCCUUGCUGCUCUGCGGGUUGUCCAUCGCCCUUCCACUGUCUGUCACAGCAGAUGGAUGCAACGACAUUUUUAUGAAAAAUGAGAUGCUUUCAGCAAGCCAGCCUUUUGCUUUUAAUUGUACAUUCCCUCCCAUAACAUCUGGGGAAGUCAGUGUAACAUGGUAUAAAAAUUCUAGCAAAAUCCCAGUGUCCAAAAUCAUACAGUCUAGAAUUCACCAGGACGAAACUUGGAUUUUGUUUCUCCCUAUGGAAUGGGGGGACUCAGGAGUCUACCAAUGUAUUAUAAAGGGUAGAGACAGCUGUCAUAGAAUACAUGUAAACCUAACUGUUUUUGAAAAACAAUGGUGUGACACUUCCGUAAAAGGUUUACCGAAUUUAUCAGAUGAGUACAAGCAAAUAUUACAUCUUGGAAAAGAUGAUAGUCUCACAUGUCAUCUGCACUUCCCGAAGAGUUGUAUUUUGGGUCCAAUAAAGUGGUAUAAGGACUGUAACGAGAUUACAGGGGAGCGGUUCACUGUUUUGGAAACCAGGCUUUUGGUGAGCAAUGUCUCAGCAGAGGACAGAGGGAACUACGCGUGUCAAGUCAUACUGACACACUCAGGAAAGCAGUACAAAGUUUUAAAUGGCAUCACUGUGAGCAUCACAGAAAGAGCUGGAUAUGGAGGAAGUGUCCCUAAAAUCAUUUAUCCAAAAAAUAAUUCAAUUGAAGUACAGCUUGGUACUACCCUGAUAGUGGACUGUAAUAUAACAGACACGAAGGAUAAUACAAAUCUACGAUGCUGGAGAGUCAAUAACACUUUGGUGGAUGAUUACUAUAAUGAAUCCAAACGAAUCAGAGAAGGGGUGGAAACCCAUGCCUCUUUUCGGGAACAUAAUUUGUACACAGUAAACAUCACCUUCUUGGAAGUGAAAAUGGAAGAUUAUGGCCUUCCUUUCAUGUGCCACGCUGGAGUGUCCGCAGCAUACAUUAUGUUACAGCUCCCAGCACCAGAUUUUCGAGCUUACUUGAUAGGAGGGCUUAUUGCCUUUUUGGCUGUGGCUAUGUCUGUUGUGUACAUAUACAACAUUUUUAAGAUCGACAUUGUUCUUUGGUAUCGAAGUACCUUCCAAUCUACAGAGACCCUAGAAGACGGGAAGCUGUAUGACGCCUACGUCUUAUACCCCAAGCCCCGCAGGGAAAGCCAGAGGCAAGCCGUGGAUACCCUGGUGUUGAAGAUCCUGCCCGAGGUGCUGGAGAGGCAAUGUGGAUAUAAGUUGUUUAUAUUCGGCAGAGAUGAAUUCCCUGGACAAGCUGUGGCCAGUGUCAUCGAUGAAAAUGUUAAGCUGUGCAGGAGACUGAUUGUCAUUGUGGUCCCUGAGUCGCUGGGCUUUGGUCUGUUGAAGAACCUGUCAGAAGAACAAAUCGCGGUCUACAAUGCCCUCAUCCAGGACGGGAUGAAGGUUAUUCUCAUUGAGCUGGAGAAAAUUGAGGACUACACAGCCAUGCCGGAGUCCAUUCAGUACAUCAGACAGAAGCACGGGGUCAUCCGGUGGCACGGGGACUUCACGGAGCAGUCACAGUGUGUGAAGACCAAGUUUUGGAAGACAGUGAGAUAUCACAUGCCGCCCAGAAGGUGUCGGCCGUCCCUCCGGUCCAGCUGCCGCAGCACACACCUUGCUACCGCACGACAGCUCUUACAACGGCCAAUAAAUGCUUUGGAAGGUACAGCCAUAGCCUUCUCUGGAGUUAUGGACCCCCAGCACACUGCUGGCACCCUAGACCUUCCACAGAGCUUGGCCCAAUGA
This is a messenger RNA of Cercocebus atys (sooty mangabey), 5129 nucleotides long. It is a transcript of the gene IL36R, whose product is annotated as interleukin 1 receptor-like 2. The record is from RefSeq and is a predicted model, not a curated record. Gene Ontology annotation, molecular function: interleukin-1 receptor activity. NCBI's taxonomy places the organism in Eukaryota, Metazoa, Chordata, Mammalia, Primates, Cercopithecidae. Gene Ontology annotation, biological process: regulation of inflammatory response; signal transduction.